AUGGGGGACAAGUCGGAGGUCUUGGAUGCCGUCCUCAAGGAGGCCGUCGAUUUGGAGAAUAUACCGAUUGAGGAGGUGUUCGAGAAUCUUCGAUGCAGCAGAGAUGGGCUCACCAGCGAUGCUGCUCAAGAGAGGCUUAGUAUUUUUGGUCACAACAAGCUCGAAGAGAAACAAGAGAGCAAGUUUAUCAAGUUUUUGGGGUUUAUGUGGAACCCUCUCUCAUGGGUCAUGGAGGCCGCUGCAAUUAUGGCCAUUGCUCUUGCUAAUGGAGGGGGUAAGCCUCCAGAUUGGCAAGAUUUUGUGGGAAUCAUAACCUUGCUUGUGAUCAACUCAACAAUCAGUUUUAUAGAGGAAAACAACGCCGGUAACGCUGCAGCAGCCCUCAUGGCCCGUCUUGCUCCCAAAGCCAAGGUGCUGAGGGAUGGUCGAUGGAGUGAGGAGGAUGCAGCUGUUCUCGUGCCGGGAGACAUUAUCAGCAUCAAGCUUGGUGAUAUUGUCCCUGCUGACGCUAGACUUCUUGAUGGAGAUCCUUUGAAAAUUGAUCAGUCCGCCCUCACUGGAGAGUCUCUGCCGGUAACAAAAGGUCCUGGUGAUGGUGUGUAUUCUGGCUCGACUUGUAAGCAGGGAGAAAUAGAGGCCGUUGUCAUUGCAACGGGUGUCCAUACCUUUUUUGGCAAGGCAGCACAUCUUGUAGACUCCACGAACCAAGUUGGUCAUUUCCAAAAGGUGCUGACGGCUAUUGGGAAUUUCUGUAUCUGUUCAAUUGCUGUUGGAAUGUUUGUAGAGAUUAUAGUCAUGUAUCCCAUUCAGCACCGAGCUUAUCGUCCUGGAAUUGAUAAUCUUCUGGUUCUUCUCAUUGGAGGAAUUCCCAUAGCCAUGCCCACUGUUUUAUCUGUUACAAUGGCAAUCGGAUCGCAUCGCUUGUCUCAGCAGGGAGCCAUAACAAAGAGGAUGACUGCUAUUGAAGAAAUGGCUGGAAUGGAUGUCCUUUGCAGUGACAAAACAGGAACUCUUACUCUGAACAAGCUUACAGUGGACAAGAACCUUAUUGAGGUUUUUGUAAAGGGUGUAAGCCAAGAUGCUGUUAUCCUAAUGGCUGCUAGGGCAUCACGUGUUGAAAAUCAAGAUGCAAUUGAUACUGCUAUUGUUGGGAUGCUUGCUGACCCAAAAGAGGCUCGUGCUGGUAUCCAAGAAGUACACUUUUUGCCGUUCAACCCCACUGACAAAAGAACUGCCCUGACAUACAUUGAUUCAGAUGGAAAAUGGCAUCGUGUCAGCAAAGGUGCUCCAGAACAGAUUCUGAAUCUUGCACACAAUAAGUCAGAGAUAGAGCGCAGGGUGCAUGCUGUUAUUGACAAGUUUGCAGAGCGUGGACUUCGAUCACUUGCUGUAGCAUAUCAGGAAGUUCCAGAACGAAGCAAGGACAGUCCAGGAGGUCCAUGGCAGUUUAUGGGUCUUAUGCCGCUUUUUGAUCCUCCAAGACAUGACAGUGCAGAGACAAUCCGCCGGGCACUUAACCUGGGUGUCAAUGUGAAAAUGAUCACAGGCGAUCAACUAGCAAUAGGAAAGGAAACAGGACGUCGUUUGGGAAUGGGCACAAACAUGUAUCCUUCAUCAGCUUUGUUGGGCCAAACUAAGGAUGAAUCUAUUGCUGCUUUGCCUAUUGAUGAAUUAAUAGAGAAGGCUGAUGGUUUUGCUGGUGUAUUUCCUGAGCACAAGUAUGAGAUUGUGAAAAGGUUGCAAGCGAGGAAGCAUAUUUGUGGUAUGACUGGUGAUGGUGUUAAUGAUGCUCCUGCUCUCAAGAAGGCGGAUAUUGGAAUAGCAGUCGCAGAUGCUACAGAUGCUGCUCGAAGUGCUUCUGAUAUUGUUCUCACAGAACCGGGUCUAAGUGUCAUAAUAAGUGCUGUCCUGACCAGUCGUGCAAUUUUCCAGAGGAUGAAAAAUUAUACGAUCUAUGCAGUUUCCAUUACCAUCCGUAUAGUGCUUGGGUUCAUGCUUCUUGCACUCAUAUGGAAGUUUGACUUUCCACCCUUCAUGGUCCUAAUUAUCGCCAUCCUCAAUGAUGGUACUAUCAUGACGAUAUCAAAGGAUAGGGUGAAGCCAUCUCCGUUACCUGACAGCUGGAAGCUUUCAGAAAUUUUUGCAACUGGGGUCAUUCUUGGUGGUUAUUUGGCAGUGAUGACAGUUAUUUUCUUCUGGGUUGCAUAUAAAACUAACUUCUUCCCGCGAGUGUUUGGUGUGGAAAGCUUGGAGAAAACUGCUCAAGACGACUUUCAGAAGCUUGCCUCCGCUGUUUAUCUACAAGUAAGCACCAUUAGUCAGGCUCUUAUCUUUGUGACAAGAUCUCGUAGCUGGUCUUUUAUCGAACGGCCCGGUCUCUUGCUUGUAGCAGCUUUCUUCAUUGCUCAACUUGUUGCUACAUUAAUAGCUGUCUAUGCUGAUUGGGGGUUUGCUGCCAUCAAAGGAAUUGGAUGGGGCUGGGCUGGGGUUGUUUGGCUUUACAAUCUCAUCUUCUACUUCCCACUCGAUAUCAUCAAAUUCUUAACCCGAUAUGCUCUUAGUGGAAGGGCAUGGGACCUUGUCAUCGAACAAAGAAUUGCAUUUACAAGGCAGAAGGAUUUCGGGAAGGAAGCAAGGGAACUCAAGUGGGCACAUGCACAGAGAACCCUUCAUGGGCUUCAAGCACCAGACUCCAAGAUGUUCAGUGACAGGACUAAUUUCACUGAUCUCAAUCAGAUGGCUGAAGAGGCCAAAAGACGUGCUGAGAUUGCAAGGCUCAGGGAGCUUCACACGCUGAAGGGUCAUGUGGAGUCUGUUGUAAGGCUCAAAGGUUUGGACAUUGAAACAAUUCAACAAUCCUACACCGUCUGAGUUCAACCAAGACAAAUUGGAUAGGGAGUAUUAAGACUAUUAGUGCAUAGUGCUACUAGUGGAUAUACUUGGAUUAUUUUUCUUCUACUGUCAGUUUCCUUGUUCAUUCAUUUUGCAUGUAUCGUGGCUGUUUUAUAUUGGUCUUGUUGAAAGAAUUUGUGAACUGUGCUAAUGUUUAGCUGAGCCAUCCGGGCUUUUGAUUAAUACGAUUAUGAUUUCUCCAUCCUUUCAAGAAUUUUGCUUAUGUUAACCAGAAGGAAACAGAGCAGUGAACGCAAAUAUGGAGGAAGAUCAGUGUAGUGUACCGUGUACAUGUAAAUGCAUCUGUUUCUCUGCA
Messenger RNA from Asparagus officinalis (garden asparagus), 3208 nucleotides. RefSeq names its product ATPase 11, plasma membrane-type. NCBI's taxonomy places the organism in Eukaryota, Viridiplantae, Streptophyta, Magnoliopsida, Asparagales, Asparagaceae. Bases 1 to 2871 code for a protein of 956 amino acids. The transcript is spliced from 21 exons. Gene Ontology annotation, biological process: proton export across plasma membrane; regulation of intracellular pH. The record is from RefSeq and is a predicted model, not a curated record. Gene Ontology annotation, cellular component: plasma membrane. Gene Ontology annotation, molecular function: ATP binding; ATP hydrolysis activity; P-type proton-exporting transporter activity.